AUGACAGCUGUUCCAACACCCAAAACCACGUUUCCCUUGCCACCCUACGAUUCCGACAUUAUACCCUUUGAGGAUACACAACAUCGGCCACUACCCGCAAGCAUCGAGGAACUUCUUGCUCUACGCUCUGAAGAGCCACCAACGGACGAAAACAUAGUUAAUGAUCCCGAUCUCACCAUCGAGAAACUCGAGAUUCCAACCCCUGAUGGAGUUCUAGAGGCCAUAUCCCUCUCCAGUCGCCAUGCCUCUGAGCCAAACCGCUCUCGACCUGGAAUUUUGUUCUGUCAUGGAGGUGGACGUGUGAUGGGAAACGUCUAUGUUGGCCUCAAGAGUCUGGUUGACACUGUGAAAGAACUGAAUGCCGUGGUCAUCAGGAUUAACUACAGACUAUCGCCAGAUUACCCUGGAAUAUGUGCAGUCGAAGAUUGCUACAACUCACUCGUUUGGAUGUCUCAGAACUUGCAGGGUUUCAAUAUUGACCCCGAUCGCUUUAUGAUCGCCGGUGUAUCAGCCGACGGGGGCCUGGCAGCCGGUGCAGUCAUCAUGUCCAGAGACCGCAGUGGCCCCAAGCUAUGCGCACAAUUGCUCAUGUGUCCCAUGCUUGAUGAUAGAUGCGAUACUACAUCGUGUCUACAAUUCGAGAAUGGAUACGGAUUCUACACGGUCUGGGAUCGAUAUGCUUGGUCGUGCGUACUUGGAGACCAGGCCGGUACCGCGAAUGUGAGCCCGUAUGUGGCGCCUGCUCGCGCUAUGGAUCUCUCUAAUCUACCCCUGGCCUACAUUGAUGUAGGGUCUGGAGAGCCGUUCCGCGAUGAAGACAUUGCAUAUGCGACCACACUUUGGAAGUGCGGAGUUCAGGCCCAUUUGCACAUUUGGGGAGGCGGUCCCCAUGGAUUUGACUUGUUCUACGAAACCGAUCUUGCAUUCCAAGCAAGAGCAGCAAGGAACAAAUGGCUGAAGAAUUUUUUGUACAGAGAAUGA
Messenger RNA from Penicillium salamii, 981 nucleotides. Lineage: Eukaryota; Fungi; Ascomycota; Eurotiomycetes; Eurotiales; Aspergillaceae. The record is from the annotation of a GenBank genome assembly.